AUGGAGCAUGAAGCUCUGGUAAGGCAAUAGGCAGAUAUUGGGUAGGGGACAGACAUUGAGGAAAGGGGGUCUCGUGUGACCACAGGGGGGAGGGAGGAGGAGAAGGAGGAAGUGGAGGAGAAGGAUGGGCCUCGAACACAGACCUGCAGUGGCACAGCCAAUCCUGGAUUAAACAGUAUGGUAACGUUCCCAAAUUAAUCUAUCACUGCACUGGUUUUGUCUCAUCAUCCUCUAGUGUUUACACCCAUUCUCGUUGGCACCCAUCACUCAUUUCACCCAUGUCGCAGUGCAUGUCUCCUCCUCACAUGUGAAGACCCUUUUUUUUUAAUGCCAUAGCCGUCUGUUAUGAUCAUCUCCCUGCUUCUGCUCUUGUCUCCAGGAGCCUCACCCACCGUGGACCUAACCCUGUGUUUUCACACACACUGUUGGAUCUGAGCAUCGGCCAUUGCUGUCUCUGUGUCUCUGUGUGUGUGUUGUUUUUGUUGUAUUUUUUCCCAUCCAUCCAGAGAGGAAGGAACAUUGUGUAUUUCUUCCCUUUAUCCAGUCUGUAACAAAAUAAGCUUUCCAUUUGCUCUCAUUGAAAUAAAAUGAAUAGGUGAAUAGCCUGGUAUUGUAGUGCCUGCAGUCAUUCGUCCAUUAAAAUCACAUGCCUCCGUUUCAAUGCAGCUACCUGAUUGUAACCUACUUUCUAAAAUUAUCGCCUGCUUGUCAGUGGAUCUGUUGGAAAAUAGUGCUAGGCACUGGGGCUCCUCUGAGACCUCUUUUACAUGCUAAUACAAUUCUAAUAAAGCCUCAGUGGCCUGACUAGAUGAAUUAGGGCAGCGCUUGCUGAGAGAUGUGUGGUGUCAGUUGUCUGCCCUGGUUCCUGUCUGCUGGGGUUGGUGACAGUAGUGUUGUGAUGUCUGCCCAGGAGACGGGGUAAUAAUUCAAACAUAACAAAUUCCCACUCUCAGAAACAACUACAUGGUUUUUAUCCUAUAUUAACAGUCCACAGAUGGUUGUGUCUUUCAGUGAGAUGUUAAGAGUUCACACUGAGGGAGAUUAGACCUCCAUUGUUUGUCGAGCUGCCUGCCACGUUGCAGGGUAGAAGUGGCAGGGUACCCCCCCAUGUUUAUGUCAUGCAGUAUCACACCACUAGAUCAUACAUCACACAAGUUUAAAAGGGAUAGAAUGAUACAUUGACAGUGCAUCAUUGUUUUAGGCCUAACCAUUAUCAUCACCAUCACCAUCAUCAGUGCAAUGUGUUAAGGUGUUCAUGUGCCAAAAUAGUUUUUCACAGUUUAGCAGUAUGCACUGUGAAAACACUUGAUAUAAUAUCUGUUUAUUAAGGCUUAACAGUAAUCUGUCUGGGUCUUAUGCCAAGGAUCUGGGGGAAAGUCAGUGAAAAGAGAAUAAUCACCAGAUCUGUCAUUGCGAUGGGUGUUCUGCUUUAAAGAUCAUUUUUACCUUGCGAUGCUGACUUCACAUCAAUCAUGGCAACCACUUUCUCUCUAUCUGCGCACUCUGUCACCCCUGCCUCCCCCAUCCCCUUUCCCUGCUUAGCUGGAUAAAAGUGAAGUGACAACAUUGGGCCUGCCCCCCUCAGCCAGCCAUGGCGGUUCUGACGGUAACAUCAGCUUGGAUGGGACCGGGGUGGGUGCGGGGGCGGGGGCCGGGGCUGUGGCUGGGUUGGGGGCUGUGGCUGGAGGGGCUGAAGGUGUCACCGAGCCUCAGCGAACGCGGGUCGCUCUGGAGCACCUGCAGCAGAAGAUCCUGAAGAUCACUGAGCAGAUUCGGAUAGAACAGGAGGCACGAGAUGACAACGUAGCCGAGUACUUGAAGCUGGCCCACAACGCAGACAAGCAGCAGGCCUCGCGCAUCAAACAGGUGUUUGAGAAGAAGAACCAGAAGUCUGCACAGACCAUCACCCACCUGCACAAGAAGCUAGAGCAUUACCACAAGAAAUUGAAGGAGAUAGAGCAGGUGAGUGAGUGAGUGUGUGUGUGUGUGUGUGUGUGUGUGUGUGUGUGUGUGUGUGUGUGUGUGUGUGUGUGUGUGUGUGUGUGUGUGUGUGUGUGUGUGUGUGUGUGUGGUGGUUCCUGCCACACUCACUGGUUCCAUCUCAUGACUGAUGAUGACUCCUCUCCAUGGCUCAGCUGUUCCUAAGGGACAUUUGUAAUGUAAUGUGUUUGUCUCACUUGAAUGUUUUACCCUGACUGCUGCUUUCUGAGGUGAUGCACAGGAGGUUGGUGGCACCUUAAUUGGGGAGAACAGGCUUGUGGUAAUGACUGGAGCGUAAUCAGUGGAAUGGUAUCAAAUACAUCAAACACAUUGUUUCCAGGUGUUUCAUGCCAUUCCAUUUGCGCCGUUCCGGCCAUUAUUAUGAGCCGUUCUCAGCAGCCUCCACUGAGGUGAUGAUACAUGUUGUCACUUUCUAAGUAGGGUUGGGCGGUAUCCACAUUACCUUACGAAUUAAAUACAGAAAUCAUCCCUGUAUGAUGUAUGAUGCAUUUUGCAUCGUAUGAUGCAAAAUGCAUCAUACAGGGAUGAUUUCUGUAUUUUUAAAGUUACAUAUCUUAAAAAUGUGAGUGCUGAGAAGCAAAACAUUUUGGGACUAUGUCAACAAUGAACUAAUGAAACAAAUACCAAAAUAUCGUUUUUGGGUGGAAUUUCCCUUUAACAACGGGCUGUUGAAAAUACCUAUUUCAAUACCUGGGUUUGUAGAACAUAACAUGAGAUGUCACUCACUCACUAUCUAACGAUUGGUUGUUGUUGUAGAAAAGCAAAUAAGAAUGAUUAGCUUUAUCUUUCAACCAAUACACAUAUUUUAUUUUAAAAGUACAAAUAUUAACAUUUUAAAGAAACUGUUUCCACAGUAUUGGAAAUCAUGUCUCGGUAAUUCCUCGGUAUACGGUAUUAUCAUAAACCUGCCCAACCCUAUUCCUAGGUAGAUUAUCUGAGUGUUCUGUUCAGACUAUUCCCUCUUAUUGAUGAAGCAUGUGUUUGUAUUAUCCUAUCCCCCUCCUCUGUUGUGUCACCUCCACCAUUCCACUUUUAUUUCCAUCUCUCUCUCACCACUUCUCCAUCCAUGUAUCUGCUACUUCUUCACACCCUGUCAAUCUAUCCCAUUUAUUUUUGUUUCUCCCUGUCAUCUUCCAUCCCCCCUCCUCCUUCAACCCUCCUUAUAGAAUGGUCCUGCCCGUCAGCCUAAGGAUGUGCUGCGGGACAUGCAGCAGGGGCUGAAGGACAUGGGGGCCAAUGUACGAGCCGGGUUCCAUGGCUUUGGCGGGGGUAUGGUGGAUGGGGUCAAAGGAGGGGUGGAAGGGGUCAAAGGAGCUGUGGUGUCUAAGCCACGGGAGUUUGCCAGCUUGAUCCGCAACAAAUUUGGCAGUGCAGACAACAUCUCCCACCUCAUAGAGGACGGGGUGGGAGGGCACUCGGAGGACGCGCCCGCUCAACGAGCCCUGAGUGGCAGUGCCACCCUGGUCUCCAGCCCCAAGUACGGCAGCGACGACGAGUGCUCCAGUGCCACCUCUGGCUCAGCAGCAGGCAGUCACUCAGGCGGGGCCGGGGUAGGAGGUGGGAUGUCGGGGCAGGGGCAGGCUGGUCUGGGGAGCCCCAGACUGGAUGGGCACCACCACCACCACCAUCACAUUCACAGCUCCUGGGACGCCUUGCUGGAAGGCCUGCAGGAGAUCAAGGCCAGCCAGGCCCACAUGGAGGACGCCAUCGAGGACAUGAAGAGUCAGCUGCAGAGUGACUACUCCUACAUGAACCAGUGCCUGCAGGAGGAGAGAUACAGGUGCAGACCAACACCUAGGCCAAUACACAGAGCAUGGAAUGAGAGUUGGUAGUAUACAUCGAUCUCACACUAACUGCUGAAACAAGCUGCUUUGCUUUUAGCUUAUUUCAGUACAACAGUGUAAAUCGUGUUCAGUGUUUUCACUCUACAUGAUUUAUGCUGAAUGAUAUUUAUGAGGAUAAUUAAAAAGGUCAAGGAAACUGUUACAACAGGUUUUGUACAUUUCAAGUUUUGUCAAGAUCAGAAGUAGUUGUUUUAAUGUAUCAAACCAAUCCUUAAAUUAAACGGAGUGAUGCCUUGAAAACUCCAUAAAUAUGUAAAAUCUUUCUCUAAUUCAUUGAAUUAGUCUUUACGGCGCUGGUCUAAAUUCUACCGACUCUACCUCAUACAUUUUUUCUCUCUCUCUGUUUAGGUAUGAGCGACUGGAAGAGCAGCUGAAUGACUUGACAGAGCUGCACCAAAACGAGAUGACUAAUCUGAAACAGGAGCUGGCCAGCAUGGAGGAGAAAGUGGCCUACCAGUCCUAUGAGAGAGCCAGAGACAUACAGGUAGAGAGAUAGAGACCUGGAUUUACAGUAUAUGAUACUUUUCCUGUAGAUAACCACACAAGUAUGACUCCAGAAAUGAGCCUUGUUCCCCUAAUUCAGUUGUAACAUUGCGUUUUCCUGUGUUUAUAAUUUGUACCUGUGUGUGUAUGUAUACAUGCAGGAAGCGGUGGAGUCGUGCCUGACCCGCAUCACUAAGUUGGAGCUACAGCAGCAGCAGCAGCAGGUGGUGCAGUUGGAGGGUGUGGAGAACGCCAACGCCCGCGCCCUGCUGGGCAAACUCAUCAACAUCAUCCUGGCACUCAUGGCCGUAGUGCUGGUCUUUGUCUCCACCCUGGCAAACUUUAUCACCCCACUCAUGAAGACCCGAGCGCGGGUGGCCACCACCAUCAUGCUGGCCCUGUUUCUGUUCAUCCUUUGGAAGCACUGGGACUUCCUGGAGCUGUGGCUACUGCCCAGCUGA
Molecule: messenger RNA, 4789 nt
Organism: Coregonus sp. 'balchen'
Lineage: Eukaryota; Metazoa; Chordata; Actinopteri; Salmoniformes; Salmonidae
Source: the annotation of a GenBank genome assembly